This is a messenger RNA of Rotaria sordida, 339 nucleotides long. The record is from the annotation of a GenBank genome assembly. Lineage: Eukaryota; Metazoa; Rotifera; Eurotatoria; Philodinida; Philodinidae.
AUGUUAAAUAAACUAGUUAAUAAUCGUUUGAGUUUUGCAAUAAAUAUUGCAAAACGUUCAGCAAUUAUUAAAUCUAAUGCUAAUUUAGGUAAUCAAAUGAGAUUGUUAAAUAAUAAAAAAGAAUUCAAAAAGUCACUUGAAUUAUUCGAUAAAUACAAAGAAAAAAAUAAUACUGAAAAAUGUUCUAAUUGGAUUAUAAUUCAAGCUUUAAAAGCAUGUACUGAAAUUGAUGAUCUUAAACGUGAUUCAAAUAUUCAUAAUCUCAUUUCACCUCGAUUAAAAUAUGAUCCUUAUGUAUUACCAUCAUUAAUUCAUCUCUAUAGUAAGUUUAUUCAAUAA